Astrephomene gubernaculifera is the source of this 2791-nucleotide messenger RNA. The record is from the annotation of a GenBank genome assembly. Lineage: Eukaryota; Viridiplantae; Chlorophyta; Chlorophyceae; Chlamydomonadales; Astrephomenaceae.
CGUUAAUAAAUUGCAAACGGCAAGUUGCACUACCGCUUUGAUAACACGUAGUACCAACUACCGCUGAGCUGUGGGCUGUGUAUUAUGAUGAUAACAAGUUAUCGUUAAGCUUAGUUGGCUUGACUGUUAGAAACCGGGGCCUGCGUAACUCGGAGCGCGGCCCAAUAGCAAAAUGGCGGAGCCUGGCCUUGAAACAUUGCGACUAGAGGAUUCCGAUGAUGACUUCAAGUAUGAGGAGGUCGAUGUUAUGAGUGAUGGGGAAGAUGACGCGAGCGAAGACCUUGACGCUGCUCUACGAAAGUUACAAGCGUUCACAGCAAAGCAAGAACCACCGGCAGCGCGUACGCGGUUGCCUGAGGUGCAACCAGGGCAAGUCGUGAAGAAGCCGGAGGUCAUAGAUGACUUCCUGCGCAACUUCUUCAUCAAAAUGGGCCUGUCGCGAACCUGUGAAUGCUUUGAGGCGGAAUGGUACGAGCUUAAAGCGAUUGGCCGCCUAGACAACAACACGACCGUACCUGACGUCUACCUCCGCAACGCGGAGCUGGAGGACGAGGUUGCGGGUCUGCGUCGCGAGCUGGCGGAGGCGCGCUCCAUCGCCUCCCGCGCCAGCUCCACGUGGGACAAAUUCCGCAAGGAGCGCGACUUCCACCGCAUGCAUCACAAGCGGGUGGCGCAGGAGAAGAAUAAGCUGCUGACGGACCUGCGGCGGCUGAAGGAGCACUACGCCAAGUACGAGCCCACCAUCCUGGAGCUCAAAAAGAAGUACGAGACGCUGAUGAAGGAGAAGAUGAUGGCUACGCUGGAGCGGGACAGGCUGGCAGGAAAGGUGGAGGCUCUGGAGGCCAUCAACGCCGCUUCAGCCGCUGCAGCCGCCACCGAACGCAGCUUCGGCGCCGCAUCCGCCACCGCCGGCGCCACCGCCAGCCCCCUUCGCGGCGCCGCCGGGGCCGACGCCACCGCUGCUUCCGGCCGCUCCGGCGCUGCCGCCGCCGCUGCCGGCACCUCGGGCCCUCGCAGCGGCUGGGCGUCGCUGAACGCGCCUGCGCGGCGCAACCCCUACGCUGACCUGGAGUUCCCCGCGGCGCCUGUGAAGAUGCUGUCGCUGAGCAAGACGUUCAAGGGGCACCUGCUGUCGGUUGCCAACCUGGCGCUGCACCCCACCAAGCCCAUCCUGGUGACUGCAUCGGACGACAAGACGUGGAAGAUGUGGCACAUGCCAGGCGGCGACCUGAUCAUGUGUGGCGAGGGCCACAAGGACUGGGUGGCGGGUGUGGACUUCCACCCCGCCGGCACCUGCCUGGCGUCCGGCAGCGGCGACUCCACCGUCAAGAUCUGGGACUUUGAGAAGCAGCGCUGCACCGCCACGUUUACUGACCACAAGCAGGCCAUCUGGUCGGUGCGGUUCCACCACCUUGGAGAGGUGGUGGCGUCAGGCAGCCUGGACCACACGGUCCGGUUGUGGGACCUGCCGGCGUCCAAGUGCCGCAUGGCGCUGCGCGGCCACGUGGACAGCGUCAACGAUGUGGCCUGGAUGCCCUUCACCUCCUCGCUCGCAACCGCCUCCUCCGACAAGACGGUGUCCGUGUGGGACGCGCGCGCGGGGCUGUGCACGCAGACCUACUACGGCCACCAGAACAGCUGCAACGCGGUGGCCUUCAACAUCCUGGGCACCACGCUGGCCUCCACGGAUGCGGACGGAGUAGCCAAGCUGUGGGACACGCGCAUGACCGCCGAGCUGUGCACCAUCAACACGGGCAAGCACCCCGCCAACAAGGCCGCGUUCGACCGAUCGGGGCAGAUGCUGGCGGUGGCGUGCGACGACGGCAAGGUCAAGGCGUACAGCACCAACGAUGGAGUUAUGCAGGUGGAGCUGUCCGGCCACGAGGACGCGGUGCAAGCGGUGGUGUUCGACCCCGCCGGCCACUACCUCAUCUCAUGCGGCUCCGACAACACCUUCCGACUGUGGGCGUGACCUACCUGUCGGAGAGGGGCCCGGGCUUGCCGAGGUUUGCCCGCAGACCGAGCCUGUCCUACAAGGAAGGCAGCCGGGAGCGUUCGGUGCCGGGCAGUAAAGGCGGAUGGAUGGCAUCAAGUCAUGUGGGUUUGCGGAUGAGCUUGCGUUGCUAGCCUGUCGCAACCGGGCCUAGCAGGUUCUGGUUCGUGCGCUAAUGCAUUGGCCAUGGGUCUGUGCGCUGGUGCGGUUAGUGUAUAAAACUUUCUCUGUUUGGUGCGCUGCUGGGGCUUGUGGCUUGCGUGUGAGGGAAAGCCUACGGUAGAGUAAGGUGUAGAGAGCCGCGGACAUGGGCGGUAGGCGGUAGGCAGGUCGCUUCACGCGGUGUCAUGGACUACGCUGCGCAUGGGGCAGCGGUGCCAAGGGGGGGGUACUUGGCGGGGAUGCUGUAGCAGGAGGAGUGUGAGCACAGAUCUGCGAUGAAGCUGUAUUAUUGCGCCGCGUGUGGUGCUGCAUGCGCGCUGAAAAUGCUGCUACCGCAUACCAACGGUAGUUGUGCGUGUGGCGGCGUGCGUACGAGCCAGGCGCCAUGCUGUACCCUGUCUAUCGCGUGCACGGCGUGGACUGUGACCUGAUAUGUAGGGGAGCAAGGCUUAGCAGCGGAACGGCAGGAGUACGGUGACGAACGCGUCUGCCAAAGGUGGGGCACUUCCAAUUUUCGUUGCUGAGUCGGUUUUGGGUUCGUCCGUAACAAGUGAUGGCCAGAUAACUGUAUGCAUGCGGGCCAGGGUACUAACCCUGCAGAAUGCCUUGCUGACUGUAAAGUAUACGCCAAAGCCG